AUGGAGAUGCUCUCAUUGAGGACUUUGGGUGGUGAAAAUGAAAUCCCUAUUGAGAGAAUUGAUAGAGAUGAAUUCAAUGAUGGUAUAGCAAUGGUGUUGAGGACUAGGGUGGACGAAGACAGUGAGGGGCCUUCUCCGAAUGAAAAGGGAAAUCAGACCGUUAAAAUGGAGCAGCAGCUUAUCAUGGAUAAAGGAUGUCUGCUCAGCUUGCAUAAGGAUAGGCUUGCAAAACAAAUUGGAUUCACGACAGUCCUUCUCAUGGACAGUGCUUGGGAGAGUAGCAGAAUGGAUUCAGAGGGACCAGCUUUGUAUGAAGUAGAGUAG
Molecule: messenger RNA, 324 nt
Organism: Ilex paraguariensis (yerba mate)
Lineage: Eukaryota; Viridiplantae; Streptophyta; Magnoliopsida; Aquifoliales; Aquifoliaceae
Source: the annotation of a GenBank genome assembly